Molecule: messenger RNA, 6728 nt
Organism: Protopterus annectens (West African lungfish)
Lineage: Eukaryota; Metazoa; Chordata; Ceratodontiformes; Protopteridae
Product: zinc finger protein 2-like
Exons: 4
Coding region: 154-1578 (474 amino acids)
Biological process (GO): negative regulation of transcription by RNA polymerase II
Molecular function (GO): DNA-binding transcription repressor activity, RNA polymerase II-specific
Source: RefSeq, a predicted model, not a curated record
CUUCAACGUCACACGAUAAUUCAUACGUACGUGCUAUUCUUUUCCCUUUUUUCCGCUCUUCGAUCUCAAGUAGGUCCUGCAACUCUUGAAUUACUCUAUCUACUUGGAUUACAGUUGGAUGCUGCUGGUGUCCAUCAACUGAAGCAUCGUAUCAUGAAGCUGGAGGCACCUGUGUGUUUUGAAGAUGUUGCUGUGACAUUUUCAGAUGAAGAGUGGAAUAUGUUAAAUAAGCAGAAGAGGAGACUGUACAGGGACGUGAUGGUGCAGAAUUAUCAGCUAAUGAUUUCCUCAGGCUACUGCAUUCCAGAGGAGAAGCUGUUGGCACUUAUUCGGAGAGGUAAAGUACAACCUGUUAAUUACACUAGAGGAAAGUGGACAAAGAAACAGCACAAAAAUUACCAGGAAAUUACCCGACAUGAUGCAGAUUCUGCAGAUUGUCCCUCAGAACUUCUGAAAGGCUACAAACAAGCUGCUGGUAAAAGACAGAUUAAAGGUACCUUUCACAAGACAAGUUUCACAAAGACUGUACAGUUAAAUAAAAGAAGUUCAGGAAAGCUUCAAACAAACCAGCUGGACAUACGUUCACACAGUGUGGGGAUACGUGCAGUAGACAUUACUUCCAAACGUAAGAAAUACAAGAAUAAAUUUGCUAAAAGAUCCAGUUCACAUGAAAUGAUUCAAAAAAGAGCAAAUGAUAAGCAGAUAUGUGUUGAAAAGCUGUCUGAACAUACUGAUCACAAAAGGUGUUUUCAACAAAGAAGUGAAUUGAAGAAAUACCAGUUGGACCAGUACAAGACACGUACUAGUAAAAAUGCUUUGAAAUGUAAAGGUCAUAAACAUACUGGAUGUGACAUUCAGCAUGACAGACCUCAGCAGGUUAAUUGUGGUGACAGGCCCUUUAAGUGUGCAGAUUGUGGAAUGUGUUAUAAACGUAAAGCCCAUCUUGAUAGGCAUAGGGUGGGUCAUACAGGACUGAAACCUCAUAAAUGUAAAUUCUGUGAAAAGGCUUAUACUCAUAAAGAUGGACUCAUGCGUCAUCGGUGGGUGCACUCUGAGAAGAAGCCAUUUGUAUGUACUCUGUGUGAAAAAGGGUUUGUUUUGAAGCGUGACCUUUUAUCUCAUAAUAGGGAGCAUACUGGGGAAUGUGCAUUUAACUGUAAUGAUUGUGGGAAAAGUUUUAAAUGGAAGCGGUCACUUUUGGAACAUCAGUUAUUGCAUUCUGGUGAAAUAGGACCAUUCAAGUGUAUCAAAUGUGAGAAGAGUUUUCCUUGCAGGUCACGUCUAAAUAGACAUGAAAUUAUUCACAAGCAGGAAAAACCUUUUAAAUGUUUUGAAUGUGGAAGCAGUUUUAACUACAGGCCACAUCUUACUAGGCAUCAGUUAAUUCACACUGUGAAGCCUCUUGUAUGUGCAGAGUGUGGAAAAUGUUUUAGAAGAAAAUGUGAACUGCAAAGCCAUCAUUUAGUACACACAGGGGAGAGGCUUUUUGAAUGCAGCAAGUGCUGGAGAACUUUCACGCAGAAAGCUGAUGUCUCUAAACAUGAAAAGCUCCACACCAAGGAACAGAAGAUUUGCUAAGAAGAUUCAGUUUAUUUGAACCAAAAAGACUUUACGCAUCCCAUGCCUUCUCAGCAGAUAAAACUUUCCCUAGCUACAUUUGCAACUCCUCCUUUCCACAAUGCCCAUCACUUCUUUCCAACAUAUAGUUUCUUCCUGCCUCUGAAUGUGUUUUUUGGGAUUUCAGGUAGCUUCAGGUUAUGUUUUAAAGACAUUUUCAUAUUUGCAGUAUUUUCUCUCUGGUUUUAUGAAUGUAGAUUGGCAGUCUUAUUUGUUAUUCUAUUUUAGUCUUUUUGCUGUAUUGUAGUUUUUUUCAUUUUUGUGUUAGUUAAGCAUCUUCGUAUGCAUUUAAGGUGUACUUGCUUUAUUUUUGCUGACACCUUUUUUCCAUUGGUUUGUUCCUAAGGGUUUGGUUCUUUUAUUCCCCAUCACACCUUGUUCCUGUAGUAAGUGCAACUUCAGCAAGUACUUGUUGACCUUCAUGUUAAAUGUACUUAUUACUUAGAUCCACAGGAGUUAUCUGAGUCCAGUGAUGUUUGUGCUAUGUUCAAUGAGGCAAUUUUGACAAGAUCAAGAAAGCAGCUUUGUUCUUGCUUAAAGUUCUAGUCAUGGAAAGGUUUCAGUAACACUCUUCAACUACUGGCUCUACAGGGUUGCCUUGAUCUUCGUGAUCUUUGCAGUCAUGAAAAAAAUCUUUAAGGGUAAAUGUGCUAAGUUGGUUAGGAUCAAAGGCAUGCUUUCUUCAGAAGGAUCAGGGAUCCAGGCCACAGCUAUGGGGGAGUCCUCAUUCUCCAUAAUUCGUUACAUCUUUCCAUGAUAGUGAGGAGUUGUACAGCUUUUCUAGCUCUGUUCCUGCAUACUCAUAUUUGCGGGGCCACUUGCCACCCAGCAGUCCAUUGGUCCCUGCUGUUCUUACCAUCAAAUAUGACGAGCUGGCCAAGACCAUUGUGGAACUUCAAUACAGACUGCCAGUUUCUACCCUUCAAGCCCUCUGUUAUCUUUUGAAAGGAGAGAAUUUGCCUUGUGAGUACUAAUUAUUCUUCUGGUCCCUACUUCAAGUACCACAACACUGUUCUGCUAGCUCACGUACGGCUUCUUUUGAUCCUCUCCUGUCCGUCUAACAUUGGGUGGGCUAGUAUCAGUAACACUAGAACAUGGUCAUCUUCAUCAUCUAGUGGGUCACUCUGAUAUGAUGCCGCCUUUAGGGAGUCAACCAUUGUCCCCUCCUACAUAUACCCAUCUCUCUGAUCUUACAUUGACUCCUUCAGCUCCUAUACCAGUUUUUCUGGUGUUGUUUCAACUUCCUGGUAGACAGGCAGUGGGUUCAGUGCCUGUCUGCUAUUGGCGAUACCAGUAUUGACAGGAUUGAUGCAGACUAUGCAAACUCACCUGACUUUUGGGAAACUAGUGGCAAGUACCAGUGCUCUAAUGGAUAAGGCAUUGGUCUCCUAAGCCAGGGAUUAUGGGUUUGAGUCUUAUCUAGGGGUGGCAUAAUCUUGAUACAAGUACACAUUUUUAAUGUUGAGGUUUGGCAUAAUGAAUAAGGUGUUUACCUCACAGACAGAAGGUAAAGUGUUUGAUUCUCAUCUUUGAAAAGAACACUGGGUAGGCUUAAAAUGCCUCCCAAAGUGUUCUGGUCUAGAUUACUCCAGUACUAGAGGGUCCAGCACAGAACAUCCAUCCUGCUCCAGCAUAGGUAUUCACAGAAUACUGGAUUCCUCACCCUUUUUGCAGAUCAGUCAGGGACCACUGUCCACAGGAUAUUCAGUUUUAAAAUGGCUUGUUUUAUUUUCUGAUGUAGAAGAUUGUAUAGAUACUACAAUUAAGAGAACCCAAAAUAUCUCAUCUUGUUGAUCCUUCUACAUAAAAUAAUGAAGAAAAGUCUAUUUCUCCACCUUCCUUUCUGGAGGACUUUAGCUUUAAUGAAGUUUCUGGAGAUGAUGGAGAAAGGUAAAAUUGGCUUUCCUAGGGUCUUAACUAUCUUCAAAAGACAGCAAGGGGUGUAUGUCAAUAUCCUUUGGUCGACAAUAUUGGUAAUUCUUUGAAGGCAUCUUGGAAUGGUACAGUCAUUAUAGCCACAUGCCCAAGAAAAUUAAGCAAAGUCUUUAGACAUGUAUCCAUAUGGUCCUGUCUGGGCAGACACCCCAAGACAAAUAUGACUCCCUCUGCAUCCACCAUGAGAAGAAACCCUGCUUUUCAGUCUCAGUUUCUCCAUCCUUCUGACAAGGAAUACAGGGCCCUGGACAGGGUGGGGAUGUGGAUCUUUGCAUCCUCCACAUUAUGUUUCAGAGUAUUGAAUUGAUUUCUACAUUUAAUUUUAUUUAUUUGUUUGUAUUUGUUAAUCAAGGUAGAGCACUGUUCCAGAUGGACAAUUUUCAGACUUUACCAGGGGUCACUUUCUGAUUAAGUGACUUGCUCAGAGGAGCACAGUAGACAAAUGGAAGCUAAGGGAAUCAAAUCCAGGACUACUAGAAAUAGAAGAGUUAACAGCUCAUAGCCUUAAUCCUCUGUGCUAACUGAGGUUAUCCUGUUUUCAAAGAGACAUUUCAGAUAAACAUGUGCUUAGUAUUAAGGCCUAUUGGAUGAAUCUGGCAAGGAAAAGCUCACCAGUUAAGCAUCUACAGCUUUCACGUUUAACAUCCUCAUGGUAAGACUUGCAUUUAAUGAUCCAGCACUGCCAUGCACUGGCACUCAGGGUUAUACCUUAUCACCUUUGUUGGACACAAGUAAAAUUUCUGGGCACACUUGGAAAGGUCAUUUGCUGUUUGCACCUGAAAUUGAUCAAUGCCUCCAAGACACAAAGGAGAAAAGACAGUUAAUUUCAGCCACUGGAAUGAACUUAUAUGUUCUCUAACAUUUCUUUUCCAUAACUUGUACCAGAAGAGAAAAAAUUCUAUGGCGCACCCCAAGGAGCCUAGAGCAGCAGGAAUCUGAAUGUGGGUAGUCUUCAUCAAGGCAUCAGCAGCUUCAGUGGUCCAAGUUCCAUGGGUAUCAACAUUGUCUGGGAUGCCAAACAGGUUCUGCUUGUCUUGGCUCCCACUCCAGCGAUCAUCCUUUGGAAACAGUGAGCAGAAAGUUCUGCCUUCCCUUGUUUUAGUGGUGAAAAAUAUCAAAAAAGAGGUGGAUAAGGGAGAUCAUCAGUAAUGGAUUCUGUAUCACACUAGAUGUGUCACUAGAAAGUACCAGAAAAGAGUGAGGUGCAAUGUUUACUGGUAAAACGAGUCAUCUGACAGGUUGCAGCACACCAUAUGAAACAAGCAUUAUGUUACAGUCCAUACUAGAGCCCAGUAGCGUAAAUACCCAUGUAUUUCAAGAUGUGAACCAAUGUUCUGUUUUGACCUCCAGGAUGUUUAUGUACAUGUAAAAAUUAUCAAAGAAUCAGGCAGUUCUCCACUUCAGUAAUGGGCCAGUCAGUAGCAAUUUCAUUUCCUGCCUUCUGGUAUCACCUCGGCCUUCUGACUGCCCCAAAUGCAUGCCAGCAGUUGCAGCCUAUCUCAACGUGGUAGUUAUCAAGAGCUUGUCUUUAUCUGAAUGACUGGUUUCUAGUGUUGUCCACAAGGAAAAUGUUAUCCAGCACAGGAGUCUUCUCUGAAUAUUUCCCUUUGUGGCAGUUUGCCAUCAGUUUGGCAAAGUCAGAGUUGUGUUCCACACAAGGCAUUUUAUUCAUGGGAGCCAUGAUCAUUUCCAAGGUAGUUUGUUUACCUUUGGAGUGAGUACAGAAGGUAUUUCUGCCAGUUUCUUUCUUGAUGUCAUAGAGUCAGAUACCAAAAGAUUUUUCCUUCCAAGCAGUGAGGCUGAUGGUAGCAAGAGUGUCCACAUCACAUUACAUAUGCUUAUCUUGCUGUGGACACUUGUGUCUAAGAGGUCUUAACACCUGGACUAGCAAGGGAGAAUAAUCAGAAUCUCUAUUACAUGUUGUCACAAUCUGCUUUGAUGCCUACAUUUGGACACUACUUUUGAAGGAAGCUCUAUGUCUUAUGCUACAUUCUCAACUACAGUUGCCAUGGUUGCCUCUGCUCUAGAAUGGGGGCAGUUCAUUUGGUGGACAGUCCAAGAGACGCAGUCUCUAUGAGAGCUGUCCUUUUACACCAGUGUUCUGGAAAUGAGGACAGUCUUCCUAAUCCAACAGACAUUUUGGGUGAACUUCCUCCUGGAGUUCUAUCACUUCAUUCAGCAAUAUGGUUGUAGUUUGUUCUUUGCUGUUCAUUAACAUAGAAAUGUCCUGCUUUUCCUGGUACAUCAGAAAACAUGGCAGAACAAAGUCCUACUGCCUUUUUCAAGAAGCAGUGAGACUGUGGGAGAGGGAAGUCUCAACCCAUCAUUUUGUAACUGCCACACAUAUUGCAGUGGUAACCAAUCUCUUGCAGGUAGACUCAGACAUUGUGUUUUAAUGUGAGUAGUCUCUCAGUCUGGUCACUGUCAAGAUGCUGUUCCUGAAGUGAGCGUUCCUGGUUUACGGCUUGUUUAUCUGUUUGAAUAGUGCCAAAUGCUGAAGAUUUUUUUUCUCCUUGAUCCCUCUUCUCAGUGGACAGGGUAGGGAUAUACUAACACAGAAGUAGCCUCAGGGGUUUUGCUAUCCCCUAUUGAUGAUGAAGUUCAUCUGGAAGGCCAGGCUUUACAGGAUCAAGAUGAUUUUUAGUAGCCAUAUUCUGGCCCAGGCAAAUGUUGGUUUCAUGAGAAAUCUCCUUUCAGGGUGCUCAUUAACUUUCCUUUAUCACUGUUCAACAGUGCACAUUUGAACCUUUAGACUGAAAAUAACAGCUUGGAUGCUCCACUUCUGUUAGCUAGGGAUUUUUUUUUUUUUUUUUGAGUAGAGUGCUGAAUAUUUUGUAAAUAUCUCAGAAAGUCUCACCGAGAAGACUCAGAAAAACAAUUUGAAAAGGAACUCUGUAUAAACUGGAUAUCACAACCUGAAUCCCUUUCAAAAUAUGUUUCAGUAUUUUUUUCAAUAUUUGAACGUUUUGAUUCACAUGUAAGUAAGUUAUUGAUUUGUUUAAAUAUAUUUUGCUGUCAUAUCUAACUCUUGCUGGGCAAGAUUCGUCUUGUUUAACAUCUCUUAAGAUUUUAUUUAUUUUAUUUAUUUUACAUUUGUUGACCGGGCUAGUCCAACUGGAUAUAUAUCCGUUUACAGCAGAGGCCCAGGGAGAAAAGCUCCAGUACAGUCCAAAAAA